Messenger RNA from Leguminivora glycinivorella, 2098 nucleotides. RefSeq names its product organic cation transporter protein-like. Gene Ontology annotation, biological process: transmembrane transport. The record is from RefSeq and is a predicted model, not a curated record. Gene Ontology annotation, cellular component: membrane. Lineage: Eukaryota; Metazoa; Arthropoda; Insecta; Lepidoptera; Tortricidae. Gene Ontology annotation, molecular function: transmembrane transporter activity. Bases 111 to 1709 code for a protein of 532 amino acids. The transcript is spliced from 7 exons.
GUUCAUAGUCAUAGUGUUCAUGUGUAGAAUUUGUGUAUAUGUGUAUAAUUUUUAAUUUUAUUUUUGUGUUGAUUUUAAAAUAACGGUGCCUAAAACCUAAAAAGUUAAAAAUGACUGGAACUAACGAUCGUAAGGAUGUUGAUAGCGGCUCUUCUACCGAAGUUUUCAGUGAAUUAAGUACAUUUGGCAGAUUUCAAACUUUGCAGUAUUUUUUUAUUUGCGUGCCUUUAAUGAUGGUUGCAAUGAUGAAUGUGAAUUAUAUGUUUGUAGCAGAAAGUGUUAAUUAUAGAUGUCGAGUUCCAGACUGUGAUGAGCUACAUACAAACUUUACAAAGCCCCUCUGGUGGCCUGAAUCAAAUGAUGUUAAAUGUGUCAGACCAAUAUUUAAUUUAUCACAAAUAAAUGCGACUUGCUUAAAUCAAGUGCCUGUGGAAUUUGAAAAAUGUGACGAAUGGAUUUACGAACAUAGUAACUCAGUCGUUUCGGAGCUGGAUAUAGGAUGCGCAUCGUGGAAACCUCCUCUAAUAGGCAGUGCCCAUAAUAUCGGAAUGAUAUUUUCAAUGAUAAUCAUGGGUUGGAUGGCAGAUAGGUUUGGAAGAAAGCCAAUCCUUAUUUUGUGUGCAGUCGGGGGGUCAGUCGGCUCACUGAAGUUAUUGGUUUCCAAUUUUUAUGCCUACGUUGGAUUGGAAUUUUUAGAAUCAUUUAUUUCAUCUGGACUUUAUACCGUAGCUAUCGUAUUGAUGAUUGAAGUGGGCGGUGAGACCAAAAGAGUCCUAACUGGUGUUAUAUUUUCGUAUGCCACGUACGUCGGUGAAGUCCUAUUUGGGUUUCUGGCAAUGGGAUUUCAACAAUGGAAGGCAUUAUUGCUAGCUACAUACGCUCCUGUAAUUUUAUUCAUUGUUUAUAUAAUUCUACUGCAUGAGAGCACUAGAUGGCAGUUGUUGCAAGGAAAGGCAUUUGAAGCACGAAAAACAUUUAAAACAAUUGCCAAGUUGAAUAAACUCUCAAUUUCAAAUGAAGAUAUAGACAAUAUUAGUGAAAAUGAUUUGAGAACAAAAUUUAACGUAGCAUCGCAAAAAGAAAAAGAAAGUUUUAAGGAGAUCAUAAAUUCUAAAGAAAUAAUGACACGUGUCAUCGUUGUUUCCUUUUGUUUCUUCACAUGUGGUUUGGUAUAUUAUGGCGUCGCAAUGCAAUCUAUAUAUCUACCAGGAGACAAAUACGUCAACUUUUUAUUGACUUCAUUGGCCUCGCUUCCUGGGGAUCUCAUAGCAUUUUUUACCUUCCCUAAAUAUGGCAGAAGAAUAUCUUUACAAUGCGGAUUUAUCUUUUGCGCCAUAUUUUUACUUGCACAGGCGUUUACUCCAGAUGCGAUGGUAUGGCUGAAAUUGUCGCUGUUUCUAUGUGGCAAAAUUGGAACAGCAUUAUGCUUUACUGGACUCUUCACGUACAGCUUAGAAUUGUUUCCUACAAGCGUAAGAGGAUCUUUAACUGGUUUUGGCAAUACCUUUUCAAGAGUUGGCAGCACCUUAUCACCUUUCACUAUGCUACUAAUAGACAUACUUCCUGCCUUACCAUCGAUACUGUUUGCUGCCUUAGCAAUAACUUCUGCUUUAGUCGUACAAUUUACCCCAGAGACUAAAUCCAUACCCAUGUUUGAUACUAUACAACAAGUAGAAGCAUAUAAAUCUAAAAUGUCGACAAGAUUAUAAAAUUAUAAGUCCUAGUACCCAAACAGUACCUGCAAUUUUUAUAAAACGGAAGUACUACAGAAACAGACUGACUUGCUGCUGGAUAAAUCACAGUGUCAUAAACUAUGAAGAGCACACAAAUCUAAGAUAGAUUAUACAUACUUCUUUUAGCGUGUAAGUGCGUUCAAUAGGCUCGCAAUUUGCCAUGGACAUGUAAAUGAAAAAUGUUGUCUAGUAAUAAUAGUUUGUCAUCACGUGCCAUUGCCAUUAGCAUUUAAAGAACUUUCCGCGAAGGCAUGUCAAAUUAUAAUUUAUUACGGAUCUAUUUUGUUGCGCCUUUGUUUUAGUUACCGGUGUUUCUAUGAAACUUUAUAAUUUUUGUUGUAUAAUUAUUCAUUUAUUAAAUACGA